ACUUUCGUCCUUCUGCCUUGAUCAUCGUAUAUCCUACUCGGGCAACCUAGAUACGGUAAAAGUAAAGAAGAAGAAGAAGAAGAAAAGAGGGUCAUGGCAACCUCUGCAAUCCAACAAUCUGCAUUUGCUGGCCAGACCGCUUUGAAGCAGUCAAAUGAGCUUGUCCGUAAGGUCGGUUCCUCUGGUGAUGGUCGUAUUACCAUGCGCAGGACUGUCAAAAGUGCUCCACAAAGCAUAUGGUAUGGCCCAGACCGCCCAAAGUACUUGGGUCCGUUCUCUGAGCAAACUCCAUCAUACCUGACCGGUGAAUUCCCUGGUGACUAUGGAUGGGACACAGCUGGUUUGUCUGCAGACCCUGAGACAUUUGCCAAAAACCGUGAGCUUGAGGUGAUCCAUAGCAGAUGGGCCAUGCUUGGUGCACUCGGAUGUGUCUUCCCUGAAAUUCUUGCCAAGAAUGGUGUCAAGUUUGGCGAGUCAGUUUGGUUCAAGGCUGGAUCUCAAAUCUUUUCAGAGGGUGGCCUCGAUUAUCUUGGCAACCCCAAUCUCAUUCAUGCUCAGAGCAUCCUCGCAAUCUGGGCUUCCCAGGUUGUGCUCAUGGGAUUCGUUGAAGGGUACAGAGUAGGAGGAGGACCACUUGGCGAAGGACUUGACCCCAUCUAUCCUGGUGGUGCCUUUGACCCACUUGGCCUCGCUGAUGAUCCUGAUGCAUUUGCAGAGUUGAAGGUGAAGGAGCUCAAGAACGGCCGCCUGGCAAUGUUCUCAAUGUUUGGAUUCUUCGUUCAGGCCAUUAUCACUGGAAAGGGACCUAUAGAGAAUCUUUUGGAUCACCUUGCCGAUCCAGUGGCCAACAAUGCUUGGGCAUAUGCCACUAACUUUGUUCCUGGAAAAUGAAGAAACUCAGAUGUUUGCCUUGUA
Populus nigra (black poplar) is the source of this 915-nucleotide messenger RNA. Its product is annotated as chlorophyll a-b binding protein 151, chloroplastic. Lineage: Eukaryota; Viridiplantae; Streptophyta; Magnoliopsida; Malpighiales; Salicaceae. The coding region runs from base 94 to 891 and encodes 265 amino acids. Gene Ontology annotation, cellular component: chloroplast thylakoid membrane; chloroplast envelope; plastoglobule. The record is from RefSeq and is a predicted model, not a curated record. Gene Ontology annotation, biological process: response to light stimulus; photosynthesis, light harvesting in photosystem I. The transcript is spliced from 2 exons.